Messenger RNA from Scatophagus argus, 1016 nucleotides. It is a transcript of the gene tex30, whose product is annotated as testis expressed 30. The coding region runs from base 266 to 922 and encodes 218 amino acids. The record is from RefSeq and is a predicted model, not a curated record. Lineage: Eukaryota; Metazoa; Chordata; Actinopteri; Scatophagidae. The transcript has 6 exons.
CGUGGGCAACUGUAAAUCAAAUUAAAGUCUUUGAUAGGAUAACGUGCGAAGUAACGUUAAGGUUAGAAUUAACUGAAGCAAGAGCCUGAAACAUCACCGGAAAUUUCAGGCUUAAAACAAGAACGCAUCUGAAAGACACACAGCUAGCGAAGACACAGUGAAGGUACCAUUUGGGACAAAAUGUCUGGAUGCUGUCUUGUGUUUCCCUGCCUCAGCAAAACGCGUCCACACAGCCGUUAUUCUCACACAUGGGGCCGGAGGAGACAUGAACUUCAGACAUCUGGUUUCUCUGGCACAGGCCUUGGCUUCACAUGGCUUCCUCUGUCUGCGUUUCACAUGCAAAGGUUUGAACUUGGGUUACAGAGUGAAGGCGUACCGUGCAGUGUGGGACUACUUGAAAUCACUACAGAGGUUUACCAUAAAGCAUAUAUUUGUUGGAGGCAGGUCAAUGGGAUGUCGUGCUGCUGCAGCUUUAGCCAGACAGCUGAGCGAUGAAUCAGAGGAUGCAAUGCGAGGAGUCAUCUGCCUGUCUUUCCCCCUGCACCCCCCAGCACAGACACACACCCAUCGGCAACGCAGCGAACAUCUCAGGGAGCUACCUGAACACAUGCCUGUCCUGUUUGUGUCAGGUACUGAGGACAACAUGUGUGACAGGGUUCUUUUGGACGGGGUAGUAAAAGAAAUGAAAGCCCAAGUUGAUGUUUUCUGGCUAAAAGGAGGCAGCCAUGGCCUGACAGUGAAGGGAAGGUCAGAGGAUUCUGUGCUGGAGGAAGUGAAUUUACAAGUGAUCACCUGGUUGAGGUCGCGGGGGAGCUGGAGCCCAGCUGACUAUGGGCGAGAGGCGGGGUUCACCCUGGACUGGUCGCCAGUCUGUCGCAGGGCAGAAACUAUCCAUUGCUACCACAAACACAUUAAUGUCUAAGAAAAUAACUCUUAACCACCUUUAACAUUAGGCCUGUUUUGCUGGUCACCUCAGCCAGAAACUCUUCACCUGUGCACAAAAUCUGAUAUAAAUA